This is a messenger RNA of Hyposmocoma kahamanoa, 1619 nucleotides long. RefSeq lists its product as uncharacterized. The transcript is spliced from 2 exons. The coding region runs from base 131 to 1360 and encodes 409 amino acids. Lineage: Eukaryota; Metazoa; Arthropoda; Insecta; Lepidoptera; Cosmopterigidae. The record is from RefSeq and is a predicted model, not a curated record.
GCAUUGUUUACACGGGCUUCGUAGCUAAGCGCUUAGUACUUGUCACUAUACUAAAGCCUCAUAAGACAAGUGAAAAGUAACCGUUUACACGUUGGAGCCAGUAGAAGUCAUUAGUGACCAGACAUUCGAAAUGGAACGACGCCGCCUGAUUUUGCGCAGUGUGUUUAAACAAUAUUCAAACAUUAUUAUUUCAAGCAUGAUCGAAGAGCUUGAAAGACAAACAUUAAAAAGGAAACGUUUGUGGACAAGACAGUGGUUACUGCGCAGAGAUGAACGGGGCCAUUCUGCUCUUCUAUUAAAAGAGCUAGCAACCGAAGAUCCAGGAGAAUAUAGAGUAACUAUGAGAAUGUCGACGGCACAAUUUGAUAUUUUAUUAGAAAAAGUUGCACCAGCAAUUCAAAGACAAGACACAAAUAUGAGGAGUGCCAUACCAGCUAAAUUAAAAUUGGAGGUUACUUUGUCAUUUUUGGCAACAGGAAGCAGCUACCGCAUGUUAUCACACAUGUUCAGAGUUUCUAAACCAGCGAUUUCAAAAUUCAUACCCGAAGUCUUGGAUGAAAUUUAUAAUCAACUUUCGGAUUACAUGAAGGUUCCUGCUACAGAGGAUGAAUGGAAGAAAAUAGAAAGAGGUUUCAAUACACGUUGGAACUUUCCAGGGGCUCACGGUGCUAUAGAUGGCAAGCAUAUAUGUAUUCAAGCACCUCCUGACUGUGGCAGUGAUUAUUUUAAUUAUAAAGGAAGCAACAGCAUCGUGCUAAUGGCCGUCGUAGAUGAUGAUUACUGUUUUAUAUAUGCUAAUAUUGGCGCAAACGGCCGGUGCUCAGAUGGUGGUGUUUUUCAGAACUGUUCGAUUUUUCGUGAUCUCGAAAACAAUAUGUUGCCAAACAAUGGAUUUUUUGUUGGAUAUGACGCAUUUCCCCUGAAAUCAUAUUUAUUGAAACCUUACAAGCAUAGUCCUUUGACCUACGAACAGAAAAUUUUUAAUUAUAGAUUGUCAAGGGCCCGAAGAAUCGUCGAGAAUGCUUUUGGCAUCUUAGCCAGUCGCUUUAGAAUUUUUAGAACAUCUAUAUCUACGAAUCUCACAGUUACUGAUCGCAUUGUUCGUACAACAUGCACUAUACAUAACUGGCUUAGAAAAACUUCAAGGACAUACCUAACCACGAGAUGUGUUGACUAUGAAAAUUUGGAAACUGGGGAAAUUAUUCCAGGAUUAUGGAGGGACGCCAACUUUGAUUUGCAAAAUGUUCAGCCAGUGGGUAGUAAUCACUCGUCAAGAAUGGCCCGACAAUUGAGAGAAAGAUAUACGAAUUACUUCGUAAACGAAGGUGCCGUAUCAUGGCAAUCUAGAAUGAUCUAUUAGUUUAAAAUGUACAACUUUAUUAAUUAAAUUAAAUCUAUUGUUAAAUAAGUACAUACCUACUAAUACCUGUGUUAUAUUAUAACACAGGUUUAUAACCUAGCUUAGGCUUCAGUCUCCCACAAAACAUAUACCUGCAAGUAUAUGAUAAAUAAUCAUGGUUCGAGACUUAUUAUUAUUGAAUAUAAUACCUACUUCAAAAUAAAUCUAAUACCUACCCUAUGAAAAAUGUUGUUUUAUUACUUACAUUUUCUAUAGUUGU